AUGCCGAAGAAGUCUGUAUCGACGCCUGCUUCUACGCCUGCGUUGAAGAAAUCAUCCUCUGCAGGUGGACAGAAGACCCUCUUGGGCUUCUUCCAGAAGACGCCUUCGACCGGCUCGCCAUCCACAUUACCUGGUCGAUCCGCAGCUGAGACGCCUGUCCCAUCCAAGGCUCGCACCAAAUCGGUCGGCACGUCGUCGAGUUCCCUGACACCUGUUCCCAGCAGUGACGCAUUGGAACCUGAAGAUGAGGACAUCAUCCCCAAGGCGAGUCUGCCUCCUUCCAAAAGUCUGCCAUCGCCAGUCUCAGCUGACGAUGAGCAGACUAAUGGCAGGGAGGAGCUGACAGCCCACGGGACACCUUCGCGAAGGGCCAAAACCAAGAAAAUCAACUAUGUCGAGUCCGAUAGCGAAGGCACCGACGGCGACGACGUAUUCAAACCCACCCCUGGACGCCGCUCUCGACCUACGAAACGCAGGCGAGUCUCCGAUAGUGCGGACGAGGACGUCUACGAGCAGGAGAACGAGGCGGAGGCAGAAGAUGGUACAUACCUCGUUCGACUAAGAUGGGUUUGUGCUAACAAUACAGAAAUGGAUGACUUCAUUGUUCCCGAUGACUCUGAAGAUGAAGUGCGCCGGCCUGCUAAGCGCAAGCGGGCGUCCAAGAACACUUCCCGAACUGCGUCGUCUCAUUUCACCCCUGCAGCGGAUGAUGUCGAGGUUGGGGCUGACCUGGAGAUUCCUGAGGGUACUUCGACUGCCCAGCAGUGGACCUACGAUCCUGAAAACCCUCAGCCUUUGCAGCCACGACCUACCAACAUACCACCUAAGCAGCGAAGUGGAAAGAAACUGAAAGCCCACAUGACCGAACCGGAACAACGCCACGCAUGGCUUGAGGAUAUCAGGGAUAUGGACCGCAACCCACCUGGCCAUCCCGAUUACGACCCACGCACCUUAUAUAUUCCACCUAUGGCGUGGAAGAAUUUCUCUCCGUUCGAGAAGCAGUACUGGGAAAUCAAGCAGAAGUUCUGGGACACGAUUGUAUUCUUCAAGAAAGGCAAAUUCUAUGAACUCUACGAAAACGACGCCACUAUUGGUCAUCAACUGUUCGAUCUAAAGUUGACCGACCGCGUCAAUAUGAGAAUGGUCGGCGUUCCAGAGUCGAGUCUCGAACUCUGGGCAAAUCAGUUCGUUGCAAAAGGUUUUAAAAUUGCUCGAGUUGACCAGCAAGAGACUGCUCUGGGUAAAGACAUGCGCGAGCGGGACGAAAAGUCCAGCGGGAUUGCCAGCAAGAAGAGCAAAGACGACAAAGUGAUCAAGAGAGAACUGGCCUGUGUGCUCACUGCAGGUACAUUGGUUGACGGCACGAUGCUGCAGGACGACAUGUCAACGUAUUGCGUGGCAAUCAAGGAAUCCGAGGUCGAUGACAUGCCUGCAUUUGGUGUGGCUUUUGUUGACACCGCCACCAGUCAAUUCAACAUAUCAGAGUUCGUCGACGAUGCAGAUCUGACCAAAUUUGAGACGUUCAUUGCUCAGACAAGGCCUCAAGAGAUCUUGCUGGAAAAGGGUGGUGUGACGACGAAGACAUUGCGUAUACUCAAGAACAACACCAGUCCGACGACUAUCUGGAACUACUUGAAACCUGGCAAAGAGUUCUGGGAAGGUCACAUCACUGCCAAGGAGAUCGAGGCAGAGAACUACUUUCCCAACGAGUGGCCUGGGGCACUGCAACAAGCGAAAGAAAAGGAUCUCCUCAUGUCUGCUCUGGGUGCUUUGAUCCAGUAUUUGAGGUCCUUGAAGAUCGAGCGGGAUCUGGUGACAAUGGGUAACUUCACGUGGUACGACCCCAUCCGGAAAGCGACGAGCCUGGUUCUUGAUGGCCAGACCUUGAUCAACCUGGAGGUCUUUGCCAACUCUUUCGACGGUGGAAGUGAAGGCACGCUCUUCCAGCUCCUCAACCGCUGUAUCACGCCGUUCGGCAAACGCUUGUUCAAACAAUGGGUGUGCCAUCCUCUCAUGGACACGAAAAAGAUCAAUGCACGGCUGGACGCUGUCGACUCGCUCAACGCCGAUGCCAAAGUCCGGGACCGAUUCACUUCUCAGAUGACAAAGAUGCCGGAUCUGGAGAGAUUGAUAUCUCGCGUCCAUGCCGGGACCUGCAAAGUUCAAGACUUUGUCAGAGUUCUCGAAGGAUUCGAGCAGAUUGACCAUACGAUGUCCCUAUUGCGAGAUGGUACAGGUCGAGCAACGGACAGCGAAGGUGUCAUCGGCCAACUCAUCGCUCAAAUGCCGGAUCUCGAGCCCAAUCUCAAGUAUUGGGACAAUGCCUUUGACCGCACAAAGGCCAAAGAAUCAGGCAUCUUGGUGCCCGAGCGCGGAAUCGAAGAAGAAUUCGACAACUCACAAGACACCAUCGAUGCCAUCAACAAGAAAUUUGAUGACCUUCUCCGCAAAUGGCGCAAAGAGCUCAACUCCAAUGCCAUCUGCUACCGCGACAACGGCAAGGAAAUAAUGCAAAUGGAAGUACCCACUCGCAUCAAGGUGCCCGCCGCUUGGGACCAAAUGUCCGCCACGGCGAGCGUGAAACGAUACUACUUUCCCGAACUGCGGACCCUUGUGCGGAAAUUACAAGAAGCGCAAGAGACACACUCCCAGAUCGUCAAGGAUGUAGCCCGCAAACUCUACGCCAAGUUCGAUGAAGAUUACGUUAUAUGGCGCACGGCGAUCACGAUUAUCGCCCAACUAGACUGCUUGAUUUCCCUUGCGAAAGCGAGCACGUCUUUGGGACACCCGAGCUGCCGCCCUGAGUUCGUCGACCCGUCUGACAGCGAUGCCGGUGGUCGGUCGACCUUGGAACUCGUCGAUCUACGCCAUCCCUGCCUUUUGACCAAAGUCGACGACUUCAUUCCCAACGACGUCGUUUUGGGCGGGGACUCGCCAAACCUCACUCUGCUGACAGGUGCGAAUGCAGCAGGAAAAUCCACCGUCCUCCGAAUGACCUGUAUCGCAGUCAUCAUGGCUCAAAUCGGCUGCUACCUCCCCUGUGCGUCGGCUCGCCUCACCCCUUUUGACCGAAUCAUGUCACGCCUGGGAGCUCAAGAUCACAUUUUUGCCGCACAGUCGACCUUUUUCGUCGAAUUGGCAGAAACGAAGAAAAUUCUCAGCGAGGCUACACCGCGCAGCCUUGUCAUCCUGGAUGAGUUGGGCAGAGGGACGUCGUCACACGACGGCGUGGCAGUCGCACAAGCCGUGCUGCAUCACCUGGCUACACACGUGGGCUGCUUGGGUUUCUUUGCAACACACUAUCACUCGCUCUCUUCGGAAUUUGCACACCAUCCAGAAAUAGCGCCAAAGAGGAUGAAGAUUCUUGUGGACGACGCCGAUCGACGGGUAACUUUCCUGUACAAGUUGGAGGAGGGCACCGCCGAGGGGUCCUUCGGUAUGCAUUGCGCCAGCAUGUGCGGCAUCUCGAAUUCAGUGAUUGAACGGGCCGAGGAGGCGGCCAAGGAGUGGGAGAUCUCAAACCUCAUGGCGCGAAAGCAGCGGGUUAGGAGUGGCGAGACACGGGAGGCAAAGGACCUCGACCUCGAGGUGCACGAUGAGAAGGACGACGAGAAGGAAGUCGAAGUGCCGCUAGGGAUCUUGAGUGAUCUUGCGUGGAUUCUGAAGGGGCGAGAGGUGGAUGAUCGCGGCCUCGACGUGCUGGUCAAGUGCAUUGAGGCUUUGUGA
Messenger RNA from Fonsecaea multimorphosa CBS 102226, 3726 nucleotides. RefSeq lists its product as uncharacterized. NCBI's taxonomy places the organism in Eukaryota, Fungi, Ascomycota, Eurotiomycetes, Chaetothyriales, Herpotrichiellaceae. Gene Ontology annotation, molecular function: ATP binding; mismatched DNA binding; ATP-dependent DNA damage sensor activity. Gene Ontology annotation, biological process: mismatch repair. The record is from RefSeq and is a predicted model, not a curated record. Gene Ontology annotation, cellular component: nucleus; MutSalpha complex. The transcript has 2 exons. Bases 1 to 3726 code for a protein of 1241 amino acids.